UAUAAAGAAAGGAAAUACGCAUCUUCUUUCGCACCAAGCCAUUUGAUUAUCUCAAAAUUUCACACACACACACACUACAAAUGGCUCCAAUUCAACCAGCAAGUACUGUAAAAAUACUCUCAGAAUCCCCUAAUCUCAACUCUAUCCCUUCUACUUAUGUUAACUCUACUAUUAAUCCCUCUGAUUCCCCUGCAUCUGAUCCUGAUCUUGAUUCUUACUCCAUUCCUACUAUUGAUUUUUCCUUACUCACUUCCACUGAUCCUCAACAACGCUCUGAAGCUAUCGACAACCUCGGCAAAGCUUGCCAAGACUGGGGAUUUUUCAUGGUUGUGAACCAUGGCAUACCAGAGAGUUUGAUUAAGGAAGUAAUUGAUGGAACACAAGGAUUUUUCAACUUAGCAGAGGAAGAGAAGAAAGAAAUUGAAGGAAAGCAUGUGUUGGAUCCUAUAAGGUGUGGAACCAGCUUCAAUACCUCUAAGGAAAAAGCCUUCUUUUGGAUAGACUAUCUUAAGGUCUUUCUGCAUCCUCAAUUUCACUUCCCUACCAAACCCAAAGGUUACAGUGAUAUUGCGUCGGAGUAUUGUGAGAAAACUCGGGAAGUCGCAAAAAAAUUACUUUCCGGAAUAUCACAAGGCCUAGGAUUGGAAGAGUGUUUUUUGGACAAAGCCCUAGAUAUGAAAUCUGGGUUUCAGGUUUUCAUUGCAAAUUUAUACCCACGUUGUCCACAGCCUGAACUUGCACUUGGAAUGCCACCCCAUUCACAUCAUGGCCUAUUAACUCUUAUUAUUCAAAACCAAGUUGGAGGACUCCAAGUUCAACAUCAAGGCAAAUGGAUUCCUGUCAAUGCCCUUCCCAACUCUCUAUUGGUCAAUAGUGGUGAUCAUCUUGAGCAAUGGAAAGUACAAGAGCAAUAUACAUAGGGUGGUGGUGAACAACACAAGUCCAAGGAUAUCAGUAGCUGUUGCUCAUGGUCCAUCACUUGAUGCAGUUGUAAGUCCUGCUUCUCCGUUGGUACAAAGUGAGAAUAGCCCUCCAGCUUAUAUACCAAUGAAAUACAAGGACUAUAUGGAGUUACAACAGAGUAACCAGCUUCACCAGAAAUCCAUAUUAGAGCAAGUCAAGAUUCAAAGGAAUUGAAAAUUGUUUUCACUGGGAAGCUCUGUUGUCGUAGUGUUGAAUUUGGCUUUGAUAAAUUUUCAUGUUUAUUAAUGGAAAGUAUUUGUGUAAUAUAGUUAGAAUCUAAGUGGACUGAUUCUUUUUUUUUUCUCCAAAGAAAACUAGAUUUUAUAUA
Molecule: messenger RNA, 1291 nt
Organism: Nicotiana attenuata
Lineage: Eukaryota; Viridiplantae; Streptophyta; Magnoliopsida; Solanales; Solanaceae
Product: protein DMR6-LIKE OXYGENASE 2-like
Exons: 4
Coding region: 81-920 (279 amino acids)
Source: RefSeq, a predicted model, not a curated record